This is a messenger RNA of Populus nigra (black poplar), 799 nucleotides long. RefSeq lists its product as uncharacterized. The transcript is spliced from 3 exons. The record is from RefSeq and is a predicted model, not a curated record. Bases 170 to 568 code for a protein of 132 amino acids. Lineage: Eukaryota; Viridiplantae; Streptophyta; Magnoliopsida; Malpighiales; Salicaceae.
CUCCCUCUCUCUGACAAUUGUGUGGCUAGGCUGAACAAAUGGAUAAAUUCCAUUUGCCAUCACUUGAGUGAAUGCUAAUGCAUAACAAGAGUAGAAAUUUUGCAAGUAACAGGAAGGCUGUGUUCUUUUGCUUGUAACUUUGUUUCGCUUCUUUACGUCACAAGGAAAGAUGUAUCGUCUACCAGUAAAAAGUAAUCUAGUUGAUUCAGGCUCAGACACAACCAAGAAAGGUUUUGGAGACAAUAACCAACCCCUUUGUCCAAAACCCCGCCGGCGUGGACCAACUUUACCGGAAUUUCUCAAGCCCUUCAGAUGUAGCAAGCAUUGCCAGCCAAUUACUGAGGAAAGAAGUGGAAUUCUGAGCCUUGUUGCUGAUAAGGCAAUUGAUUGUGGAGAAACCAUAUGCACAGGGUGCUCACCAUGUUGUUACUCAGGAUCUCCUCCGGGAAGAACUGAUAAUCCAUUGGUUCAUGAUGUUCAGUUCAUUCAUCAAAUGGAGCUUCUUUCACCAUUUACAAGAACCAAACUUACUGAUAAAUUUGGCUUCACCUCUACCUCUCCAAUAUGAGAGAGUUUAGGGAUGGUUGUCCAAAGAAUGAGAUCGUCCUUCAAAUGGGAUUUUUUUGCGCCACUAGUACUGUUUUUUUGUGGUGUUGAUUAGUACAAGCAUAAGUUAUUUUGUUCUUGUUAUCCCCCCCCAUCUAUGCAGUGCGGCUCUCCUUUGUAAAUACCAUGAGAUGAAAAAGAGCCACUUGUAUCUUGUACAUAUUGCUUGAUCAAAAGAUGAAGCCUUUUUGAA